Messenger RNA from Phytophthora nicotianae INRA-310, 1832 nucleotides. RefSeq lists its product as hypothetical. The record is from RefSeq and is a predicted model, not a curated record. Gene Ontology annotation, biological process: tRNA 5'-leader removal. Gene Ontology annotation, molecular function: ribonuclease P activity; protein binding. Gene Ontology annotation, cellular component: mitochondrion. The transcript is spliced from 4 exons. Bases 95 to 1159 code for a protein of 354 amino acids. NCBI's taxonomy places the organism in Eukaryota, Oomycota, Peronosporomycetes, Peronosporales, Peronosporaceae.
CUAAAUCGGUUUGUGUAAAUCUUAAAUUCAUCCUGGAAAGGAAUGGCCACCGUCACAGGAAGCAAGCGUCCAGCAGAGGUCGCGCUGGUGGCCGAUGGCGCCGAACCAGGUGCGCACAAUCACCACACGCUUUGCAUUCAUGCUAGCGAUACCUAACACGUCCAUGUUGGCCAUUCCAGCGCGCAAACUCACUAAAACUCAGCGUCGGCGGGAGCGGAGGCAGACACCAGCGGAAAAGCUUGAGUACCAGUACCGUAUCCAAGUUCAGAAUUGCGCCCAGGAGAACGAUGCCACUCGUGCGUUGGAGGUGUACGAACAGAUGAAGAGCGAGGGCAUGAACGUGGCCCCAUACAUUUACAACGUAGUCAUCAACGUGUGUAGCAAGGCUAACGACCCAGCGGCAUUUAAGGACGGAGCCUACAAAGUGUAUCAGGACAUGAAGCAGGCCAACGCCAGCUCCAAGCAGAGGAAGAAAUCGGACUCGGGUGAACCCAUCUACAGCGCAAUGAUCAAGCUCUGCAGUAAGGCACAGGACUUUGACGCGUGCGAGACGAUCAUUGCCGAGAUGGAAGCCGCCAAAGUGGAGCCAAAGUUGCGCACGUUCGGCCCGCUACUACAAGCCCACAGCGACGCAGGCAACUUGGACAAGUGCAUCUGGGUGCACGAGAAGCUGCUUUCUUACGAGCUGGAGCUGACCGAGGACGACUAUGUGGCGCUGCUACGUGCGUGCGUGAAGACUGGCAAUAGUGAGCGCUUUUACGCGUUCCUGGAGAGCUUCAUUGACGAGAUUUGGCAACCGAAUUUGUCGACUUGGGACGUGCUGAACGACUGGUUUAACAGUGAGGCAGCACAGGUGGACGGCCGCAAGUGGAGAAUUACGGAGGGGACUGUAAGCAAAGAGGGCGUUUGCUCCGUGACAGGUGACCAGUUGCAGUCAGUGGAGCUGUCAGCGGAGGUGACGACCGAGUUACUGGCGAAGAUCGAGAAGCUCGUGCGCACGGACGAGAAGCGCAUGGCGCAAUGGGACGAGUUCAAGCAGUGGCUGGAGGAGUUUGGACCCUUCGACGUGGUCAUCGAUGCCGCCAAUGUGGGCUAUUGUAACCAGAACUUCGACGGGUGCGUCCCUACAUGUAUUGACAUGACACUCGUGUGUUUGUAACACCUGCUCGACCUUUUCUUGGGCUGUGCGGGACUCAGGAGACUAACUCGAUGGGGACACUUGGUCCGAAUGUUUGUCCUGCAGUGGUGGCUUCAAUUACGCGCAGAUUGAACUCAUGGUGCAGCACUAUGAAGUACAGGACAAGAAAGUGCUGAUCGUGCUACACGAGCGCCGCACCUCGGACGAGGAGGUGCCGGCCGAGCAUCGCGCACAGAUCGCGGAGUGGCGAGCGAGCCACAAGAUGUUUAACUGCCAAUACGGCAACAACGACGACUGGUACUGGCUCUAUACUGCGGUAAAGCUCGGCGGUCGCACCCUCAUGGUCUCCAACGAUGAGAUGCGCGAUCACCACUUCCAAAUGAUCCACAACCGCGCUUUCCGUCGCUGGAAGGAGCGCCAUCAGGUUCAUUAUCAGGUACACGGCAGUCGUGUGACCGUCGACGAGCCACUGCCGUACUCGGCACGACCGCAGCGCGUCGGCGACAACUGGCACUUUCCUGCUGCCGACACCGCGGCCGACGACAGCGGCACCACCGAGACGGCGUCUGCACAAGUCGCAGAUCGCAAAUGGCUGUGUGUUGAACUGGCGCCGGUCAAUUAGAAACAUGAUAGAAAUAGAAAUCGUUAUGGCCGUUUUUUGAACUAUCGACUUUACCGCAAAAAUGGACCCCUU